AUGUCAAAGCUUAUAUGUCUGCUCUGUCUUCUCACUAACGUAGACUCAAGCACCUAUGAUCUAAGCUCAAGCAUAGCUGCACUCAAUCGGGGGCUGCAGAGCAAAACCAACAUUAUCUACACGGAGUCCGCACAGCCCUUAGAUAUCUAUGAGCGGGUCUGUGAGGCCCUCAGCCAUGUCCCUAGUGUACUGUUGAAGAGAACCGAUCAGAGCAGCCUGAGCAGCAUCAACGACCUUCAUCUGCCCAAGCCCCUUUUGGUGAUACUGCCGAAGCCCAGCCCAGUCCAAGCCGAAGCCAUGUUCGAGCAGCUGCCCACAGAAAUGCAGCAAUCGGAUUUCCUGAUCGUGGGCUGCGACACAGCAGCAAACUGGCAUCAGUUGCUUUCAGCCCUCUGGCAGCAGGGCUUCCCGAAUGUGCUGCUAUUCAACAGCACAGACAGAGGAGGGCUCCGGGGUCAGUUUUAUACCAGCGGCUUUUAUCCGCAGAGACAGCUGCAGCGCUGCAGCAUCGAGGAUUAUUUGUGGAGUCGCCAGCACUGGUUCGACAAUCUCGGGGGCCUGGAGGUGCGCGUGGCGCUCUAUAACGAUCCGCCACGCAGCUUGGUCUAUCCCGAAAAUGAUAUGUACGCUGGCUAUGCUCUGCUGCUGCUGCGGGAGUUUCUGGCCCACCGCGGGGCCAAGUUUGUGCCCGUACUAACGCCCAACCACAGCGUCUUCUCCCCCCACGACUGUCUCAAAUACAUACACAACAAUCUGUCCGACGUCUGUGGGGCGCUGUUGGCUUACUCCAACGAAGUUAGCUUUACCGCCAGCUAUACGUACUUGUACGUCAAUAUCUUGAUUCCCAAUGCGCAGCCCAAGUCCAAGAACUACUAUAUUAUAGCCCCCAUGCAGCUGAAGACAUGGCUGUCCAUGCUCCUCUAUAUAGCCAUCACCUGUAGCUUCGUCAGCUGCGUCUGCCGGCUGCAGCGGGGGCGAUGGGAAUGUGGCCGAUUUCUACUAGAUAUCAUUUCCAGUCUGCUCUGUGUGGGCUUCGAGCUGCGUCAUAUUACGGGCUGGCAGUACUACAUCUUGUAUUCUAGCAUUUUCCUAGUGGGCUUCAUGAUCGCCAACUAUUACCUAGCGUAUCUAGCAACCAUACUCUCGACGGGUGUCUACGAGCCCGAAAUACGCAGCUUCGAGGACAUGGUUGAUCGGAAUAUUAGCAUCCUGAUCGGGGACUACGACAAGAAGGUGUUCGAGAUCUACGACUUUCCGGACAUACUGUGGAAUAUAACCCGUCUUGUGUCGUACCCCUUCAUACAGGCGCAUCGGCGAGUCUUUGACGCCAAAUACGCCUACUUGGCGCACAGCGAUCGCCUGGUACUCUUCGCUUUCCAGCAACAGUAUAUGACCAAGCCCCGCAUGCGUCCCCUGCCCAUAGAUCUGCAGCACUCGUUGCCGGGUUUCCCAAUGCGUCGCCACUGGCUGCUGAAGCACAAGCUCAGCGAGGCGGUGCUCAAUAGCUUCGGCAGUGGACUACUGGACAAGCUGGCCGACGACACCAAUCAACAGACCAUACACAUUGGCUACUUGAACCUGAUACCCUCGGAGCCAUACGAGGCGAAGCCCCUGACAUUGGACUACUUCAAUGUGCCGCUAAUUAUGCUCGUAUUCGGUCUAAUCAUUGCAUUUGUCUGCCUCAUCGUCGAGUUACUCUGGCGACGUAUACACGGCGCGUAUACACCCGAUCGGUGCGAAAGAACUGGAGUAGCUGAAUAGGA
Drosophila arizonae is the source of this 1763-nucleotide messenger RNA. RefSeq lists its product as uncharacterized. Lineage: Eukaryota; Metazoa; Arthropoda; Insecta; Diptera; Drosophilidae. The record is from RefSeq and is a predicted model, not a curated record.